AGCGUCGCACGUCAUGAAACAGGACUGACCAGACUGAUCAUAGCGCACGACGCAAAUGUUAAGGUUAUUUUAUUUAUUUUAUUAUUUUGGAACCGUGAUUGGAAAAUCUGCAAAUUUGUGACAUGAGGUGCUGUGUGCCUGGAUGUGGACAGGAGAGUGAAAAGGAGAUUUCAUUUCAUAGAUUUCCAGUAAGAGACCCGAAUCGAUCCCAACUGUGGAUUAAUAAAAUAUAUGCGUUUUUGGAAAUGCAUAACUGCGAACGUGGAAGAUUAAAACAGAAAAAACAAUCUGUUUUGUGUUCAAAACAUUUUCUCAAUAGCGACUACCUUGUUACAGCAAGUGGCCGUAUGUUGAAAAUUUCAGCGUGUCCUUCAGUCUUUUCGUAUGAUCCUAAUGCUCUGAAACGACGGAACAGGCAGUCUAAAUCAAGCUCCGAAAUACCUGUAUCUCAUAGAUUGCACUAUAUUUUUCCGAAAGAAAUCGGUGAACUGGAAGGUACAAAAGUAAUGGUUACAGAGUGCGAGGAAGAAAACAAAAAGAAUGUCUCAUGUACUCAAGAAUCGGCACUUGAAGAAUUUAUGAUCAAAAAAGCAACAGUAAAGGAACCGAUGAUCAAAGAAAGUACAAUCGAAGAACCAAUACUCAAGAAAGCUAAAGUUGAAAAACCAAUGCUUGAAGAUAUGGUUGAGGCACCGAUGCUCGAUCAAGGUACAAAUGCGUGCACCAGAUGCUUAUCAUUGGAAAAAGAAGUCCAGAGGUUACAGGAAAGCAUAGCUAGUCUGGAAAAAGUAGUUCAGCUGCAGUCCUGCAGUGUACGUGACAUUUCUUCGCCUCGUCAGGAAGAAUUGCUGCAGGGAUCAAAUACUCCCACUACUACAACACGACUUGCACACCAUGAUCACCGUUAUGCAAGCACUCCACGAAGCUUGCGACGAAAGUUAGAUUUUUCGCACGCCCAGAAAAUUAUGAUGGAGAAAACAGCUCGUUACACAAUGAAGAAGUUUCGUCGAUUGAUGAUAACAGUGUCGCAGUUAAAAAAUUUGCUGAAGUCUAUGAAGGAAGAAAUGAUCGCUAGGCCGGAAGUCGUAGAUCAUCUGGAGCAAGUAUUUGGUGGAUCUCCCCUACAACUUUAUAAAAGGUGUGUCCAGGUAAAUGCCGCUGGUGGGAAGAGAGUCACCAAGAAAUAUUCUACUACUUUGCGUGCUUUCGCUUUAACAUUGCACUUUUAUUCUCCUCGAGCAUAUGCUUUUGUCCGUGAAGAGUUUGGCUUGAACUUACCUCAUCCAAGUACAUUGCGUAGUUGGUACAAUGAAGUCAAAGACGAUCCUGGGUUUACAGAUGAAUCUUUUUCGGCCCUUAAAAUGAAAGUAAAUGAAUAUUCAUCAAUUGGAAAAAGUUUAUAUUGCUCCUUGAUGCUUGACGAUAUGCACAUUAAAAAGCAAGUCGAAUGGGAUGGCAAUAAGUUUCAUGGUUUUUGUACCAUGCAUAAAAACGAUACAGAAGAAUGUCACGUUGCCACUCAAGCACUUGUUUUAUGGCUAAAAGCUACAUGAAAUCCAACAAGCCGAGGGAUUGCGAGCAGGCAAUAAAAUAAGAAAGGCGCACAUUGAGUGGAAAAAAUCGCCAAUGAAAGUAAAUCUCGCUGCUCAGACACUUAGUUCCAGUGUCGCCGACGCCAUAGACUUCUGUCGUGACAUCGGAGUGGCUGGUUUCGAAGGAAGCGCACCGACCACUGACUUCAUUCGAAAAAUUGAUCAAUGGUUCGACAUCGUGAACAUCAGAAAUCCGCUAGGUCGCGGUUUUAAGGCUCCACUAUCAACAAAGAAUGAAAGCAGCUGGAGGCCAUUUCUGCACGAUACGAUUCAAUACAUCUCGUCACUUCGGCUGGAAAACGGAACUCGUAUGGUCGACAGUUCAAGGAAAACUGGUUUCAUUGGCGUCAUUUUAUCCUGCGAAACAAUAGUUUGUAUAUUUGAUCAAUUAGUAGGAAGUCACGAAACCCACUUGAAGUACCUCCUUACGUACAAAAUGUCGCAAGAUCAUCUCGAGUUAUUUUUUAACGUAAUCCGAGCUAGAGGACGAUGGUGUGUUAAUCCUACAUCUCGCCACCUGUCUUCGGCUUACAAACGUCUACUAGUGAGGCACCAAGUAAAGGCUUCAAAUGGCAAUGUGACUGCCAUGGAGAAAACUACGAUUCUCUUUGCGACUCGAAAUUCUGUUACUCGGUAUCGAGACACCGUAGCCCAAUGCGAUACCUUAACAUGUGCGUUGUCUCGCGCCUACGCCACUGAUGACAACUCUACCGACAAGAAAACAGAACGCUCAAAUAAUCUGGACGCUCUACCUUUGAAUAUCAAUGGGAAACAAGAUGGAGUCAACGACGAAGAAUUGAUGGAGUUAGAUUCAGAAAUGCCUCAAAAUUAUUUUCAGUUAUCCGAAUUUGCCGAAAAUGUAGUUGCGCUAAUAGCAGGUUACGUUGUGCGAAUGGUGUUUAAAUGAGUUCAUUGCAUAUCUUGUUGUUCUGUUCUCUACAAUGGAAACCCCAACGACAAUAGGCUUCAGCUAAUUUUUCAAAAAUCGAAUGGCGGCCUCAUACUUCCUUCUCCCGACGUCAUAGCGAUCUGUAGUAUGACUGAAAAGAUGUUUCGAAGAGUUAGCCAUGAGUUGCCUAUGGAUACGCCAGGAUUCAAUCACAUUGUAGCGAAUGCAGUAUUCGCCAAUCUAGCUACGAAAAAUUUGUUUUCGGAACUAAGCGAUCACAUGUUCGAUAUGUCGGAAGAAGAAAACCAUAUACAUAGUC
Messenger RNA from Linepithema humile (Argentine ant), 2800 nucleotides. Lineage: Eukaryota; Metazoa; Arthropoda; Insecta; Hymenoptera; Formicidae. The record is from RefSeq and is a predicted model, not a curated record.